Messenger RNA from Paramormyrops kingsleyae, 2609 nucleotides. It is a transcript of the gene nanos1, whose product is annotated as nanos homolog 1. The record is from RefSeq and is a predicted model, not a curated record. Gene Ontology annotation, molecular function: zinc ion binding; RNA binding. NCBI's taxonomy places the organism in Eukaryota, Metazoa, Chordata, Actinopteri, Osteoglossiformes, Mormyridae.
UCUUUCAUUCUAAGGGGGGCUUAAAAACAGCAGGCUUCUGACCAGACGUUUAGACACAAGGAAUCACUGGAAACCUGCGCUUCAUCCCUUCCUAUACACAAAUUAAACUCCACCGACUGACAAAAAGAAAAGAUCUGGCGGAAUCUAUUUGUGUUUUUGCGAAAGAGGAGAGAAGCAUGGAUUUCAUAAAUCACAACUAUUUGAACGCUCGUACCUCGUAUGACUACACCUUUAAUUUCUGGAACGACUACUUGGGUCUGUCGACACUGGUCACGAAAAAUAACAAGAACAGCAUGCCGCAGAGUCCCAACUCCAUCACGGAGUCCCUGAAAGCAACUCUAGGUUUGGACGAUUCACCGGCAUGUCCCUGCGUAAUCGGCGGCGUAGGUGAAGGCGGACACUUGGACUGUUGCUGUCCCUCCGUCAGCCCUCCGCCUACCUCCAUCCUUGACUUGAAGGAACGCUUUUCCAUUUUCAGCCCUUUUCACAACCAAAGCACCGGCCUCCCCCUGCAAGACAGGGAGUCCGGCUUUGGUGGGAGCCUCUCUGGGUUCGACCUUUUCGGUGCGGAGCGGAAGAUGCGCAAAGCGAGCCCGCGGAAUAAGCAGGAGCCGAGGAUCUGCGUCUUCUGUAGGAAUAACGGAGCGCCGGAGGAGGUGUACGGAUCCCAUGUGCUGAAGACGCCCGACGGAAGAGUCGUAUGUCCCAUCCUGAGAGCUUACACAUGCCCUCUAUGCAGUGCCAAUGGGGAUAAUGCCCAUACAAUAAAAUACUGUCCGCUUUCCAAAGACCAGCCAGCUCAACGGCCGCUAAAGGGAGGGAGGGCAGUGGGUGGUAAGAGACUGAAAAUAUUCUAAAGAAAAAUUCUAAAAUAUGUAAGUCUAAAUUUAACAAUUGCACUGAAGAUAUAUUUUUUCAGAUGACUGUUUUAUUGCGGCUUUCCCCGGUCCAAACUGAUUCACGAUUGUCAUUCAUACAUAUUCAUAAUACUUUCCCAAAAAAAAAUCUAUUUUGUUUUUUUACAGUGAAAUGUAUAUUUUAUCUGUAUAGUUGUUUAUUUUCUAUUAACGCGUCAUUUAUUUCUACCCCAUAGUGCGCAGUUUUUUUAGACUGUACAUUAUUUGCACCUUCAUUCAUAAUCACGUUUUGUUAAUAAAAAAGUAUUUUAUUCAGGGGGGUAACGUUUUUUUCUGGAAAACAAUUUGAGGGAGUAUAACAGUUGAACUCCCAUAAGUACUUCUUCACAGUAAGCGAUGCUUACAUUUUCCUGUUGCUUAACAUAAGAACCAAAGUUUUGUUCGGCAUUAUAAAAAGAAAUGGAAUGUUUCCAGUCUGUGAUAUUUGGAUGCCAGCCCUGUUACUUUCUACGUUGUGUGUGUGUGUUUUAAUUACUGCCCCUUUCCGCUCCAGAGCGCAGUUUCAUUCUCCGAACGCCAUGACAUUUGAUACUCGUUAAGAAGAAGAGAGAGAAAAACACACUUCACACAAAGGGUUCUCUGUUUUGUAACUCUGCGUUGCGGCGAAACGUCACGAUUACCAGUUACAUUGCCAAAAUGCAACAAAAACCAUACAGGAGUUGCUGUCGCCUCGACUUUAAGAAUAGACAUAAGAGAAAUAAAGACCCAGAGGUACUCCUGAUGUUUACAUACAUAUACUGCUCCGGGUGAACACUGGAUUUCGUUUCUUAUGGAGUAUCUAUCCUGCACCGCAUUACCAUGACGACAAUUUUGAUUCUGUUCCGUUUUGUCCAUUUCGUUCCAACAUAGUAUCACAAUAUGGGGAAAUGGUAGCUUACAAAGUAAAAGUCUAGUUGAUAUCGCCACUAGGCUUUUAACGUGAAAUGCUACAAGUCCUAUAGCACGAAUGAAUGUCAUUAAAAAGCUUUUAAAACUGUAUUAUCCCUUUUUGUAUUAUUUACCAGAAUAAAUCCAAAAAAGAUGCAAAAUGUGAAUGUAAAAUAAAGUUGAAAGUGACACUUUGAGGACUGCACAUUUCUGACAGUGAUGUUUACCAAAGGAAUACAAUUUUAAUGAAAUAAAAAGUAAAGAUUUGCUGUAUUGUAUAUAGAAUGCGUGUAAUGUUUAUUCAAUAUUUUAACAUUAUAAUAACUGACUUAAGAGGUCACUACCUCAACAGAAUUUUCAAAUAAUACAAAUUUGUACUUAUAUGUAAAAUGUCAGCAUUUGGAGUUUAUAAAUGUAUAGUGCUACCAUUUAUAAUAAGGGUUUUUAAUAGUAUUUUUUGGAUUUUGUACAACAUAAUUGUAUUUUUCUUUUGUUGCAUUCUACAUUUGGAAGUCAAUUUCCAAUAAGCUACAAGCAUUGUUUGCCAAAAGGCAAGUGUUGUAAAUAAUAUUACCCAUAUGUUAUCGAAGUUGUCGUUGUUUAAUGUCCCACCGUUUUUGGAGAGCGCAAACGAGAGAAUGGACGAGGCUUAAAGAUGAUGAACAUUUCGCCAAUUUAAACUGAGAUUUUUGAUUAAAAACAAAAAGAGUUAAGAAACACUGUUGAAUUUUGUUAUUUAUAUUUUGUCACUACUUUCUGUAAACUGCAGUGCAGAGUAAAGAAAUUAAUUCACUACAGAAAUAAACAACUUAUCAGAUAUUUUAA